ACUUUUUUACAGUGUUUUUUUAUUGAAUCAGUUUAAUUUGUAGAUAAAAGUUUUAUACAUUGUCCUUCUCCAGCAUUUUUUAUGCUAUCCAUGCAAUAUAUUGAUAGUUUUGUUUACUAUUGCUUUUUUUCUCUAUACGUCAUUUAGAAGAUCAAUUAGAAAAGACAAUGCAGGAUUUCAUGAGAAACAUGAACUCUAGUGGAUCUAGUUCUACUUUUGUGCCUCCUCCUGUUACCACUGUUGUGUCUCCUCCUGUUGUCACUACACUUACAUAUGCUGAUUAUUUAACCUAUCGGUCCCAGCAUCCAGGACCCCGAUCAAACAAAUCUUUUUUGAGUUGGGUCCGGAAUGGUGGGGAGGACUAUCCACAUUUUAGGUGGCAUCCCUACUCGGGUGCUGGGUCAAACAACCGAGGGCAUCAGGAAAGGAGACGUGGCAAUAGAGGAGGCAGCAGCGGAAGCACUUUUAAUUAUUAUUUAAAUUAAAAGUUUAUAUUUUUGUUCGUUUUUAUUUUGUAAAUAUAAGAUUUUUUGUUAAUAAAAGUUAGUUCUUUCUUCAAUGUGUUAAUGUAUUGUCCGCAGAAAAGUAACAAAAGCAUAACUCACUCUCUUAAAAUCUUUCUGCAAAUCUCUAUUAUGAUAUUAAAAAGUUGAUUUAUUUUAUUUUUGCAAGAGUUAUAAAUAAACACAACAAAAUUAGAAUCAUUAGAGUUCACAUCAAUAUUAGAAUCAUUUUGUCUUUUUAUCAUUUAAAAAUUUCUUUUUAAAUACGUUC
Messenger RNA from Hydra vulgaris (swiftwater hydra), 774 nucleotides. The record is from RefSeq and is a predicted model, not a curated record. Lineage: Eukaryota; Metazoa; Cnidaria; Hydrozoa; Anthoathecata; Hydridae.